This is a messenger RNA of Scedosporium apiospermum, 552 nucleotides long. RefSeq lists its product as uncharacterized. Lineage: Eukaryota; Fungi; Ascomycota; Sordariomycetes; Microascales; Microascaceae. Bases 1 to 552 code for a protein of 183 amino acids. The transcript is spliced from 3 exons. The record is from RefSeq and is a predicted model, not a curated record.
AUGCGUUCUCAGGCAUUUCUCCUUGUGUUGGCCGCGGCCAGCUCUGCCGUGUCGGCUCUGACUGUGCCCGUCCACGAUGCCUUGGUUGAGCGGGACCCUGAUUUCGCUGUUCGUUACGAACCCAUUGAAGUUCGCGAGCCUCAUCACCGAGGGAAGAAGAACGGAAACGCCAACAACAAGCGCGAAGAAGAGGAAUACCUCGAGACUCGGGCACCCCAUCACCGGGGAAAGGGGAAUCAGGCCGCCAAUGCCAACAACCGGCGGGAGGUUGAGUCCCGUGAACCCCAUCAUAGGGGUAGGAAGAACCAGGGCAAUGGCAACGCCAACGCCAACGCCAACGCCAACGCCAAUGUGCAGAGGGAUAUUGAGGCCCGAGAGCCCCAUCACCGCGGCCGCAAGAAUCAAGGGAACGGUAAUAACCAGCGAGACCUUGAGGGACGGGAGCCUCACCACCGGGGUCGGAAGAACCAAGGCAAUGCCAAUACCCGGGGGGGUGUCGAGGCCCGCGAGCCUCAUCAUCGCGGGAAGAAGAAUGCUGGAAAUGGAAACUAA